Molecule: messenger RNA, 2025 nt
Organism: Hydractinia symbiolongicarpus
Lineage: Eukaryota; Metazoa; Cnidaria; Hydrozoa; Anthoathecata; Hydractiniidae
Exons: 2
Coding region: 169-858 (229 amino acids)
Source: RefSeq, a predicted model, not a curated record
GCGAUGAUUUCAAUUCGUACACAAAAAUACCCAAAUAACUUUAAAAUAUCAGUAAUAUUUUAAAUUUAUUUGGGUAUUUUUGCUGGUUAUACAUUUAGUUUUUGUGACAUAAAUUUUUAUCAGAUAGUGUUUUUUUUAUAGAUUGACUCAUUUUUAUGUGCACGUUCUAUGGAUUGUCUUUUACCAACCUUUAUUGCAAACAAAGUCGAUGAUUCGAUUGCUCAUCUGUGCACCGAAAAGAUAAACUUCUGGAAAUGGGUUUAUUGUAGCUAUGGUGAUCUUUUAUCGCUUAGACAGACAUUUCCAAAUAUGCCUGGUAACCAAACAAGUGGUGAAGGUAAAAAACAUUAUCGAGAAAGAGCUGAAGAGUUGAAGCAGAAGUUAAAACGAACACACACAUGUCGACUAAACGCAUGCAAAAAACUAAUAACUAUCAAAAGUAGUUAUCACAUUAACUUUGGUAUAAAAUGUUUUGAAAAGAAAAAGUAUACACUCAAACUUCAUAAGGGAUUUUCUCAAGAUGUCAAGAGAGAAGCUACAUACCAUGACCAUACCAUUUGUCGCAUUUUCUUUCAAGUUUCUGCACAAAUGGCAACCUUCAUAGGACUAUAUAAUAAUAAAAGUAUAUUAGACAGCUUCACAACAGUAGAGAAUUUUUCCUACCUUCAAAGAGAAAAGAAAAAAGCCAUACACAUGUACCUUUAUGUACCAGUCAGCUAUGAAAGUUUACAAUUCAAAACCUUUAUUGAAAACAUUAAAGUCAAUGAUCCCGGAGCUGACGACCUGAUAGAAUUUAACACAAUGACACCAGCUGCAUCACCAAAAGCAAGAAUGCCCAACGUGUACCUGCACAUGUGAUCCUGAGACGCAAAUUUGUAUUAGAUGUAUACAAGAUGCUGAGUAUCAAGAAAGUCCUUUGCGUGAGUUGUUAACAUUAUCAAUGAAAAAGUUUCCUUCCGUAUCUGGUCUUUUUUUUUUGGUGAUAAAAAUGCUUGUUGCAUCAAAAUUGUACCCGAGAGUUUUAUAAAAGAAGAAUAUUUCAAGCUUGGGCAGAUUGUUGGGCUCAGUAUACUAAAUUUUGGGAGAGGCCCACAGUGUUUUCAUACUGCUAUUGUGAAUGAAAUUUUAACCAGAAACGGCAGUCUCUUUUAUCUCUUGAAGAUGCUGAAUUGAAGCACAAGUUGAUCUUAAUAGACAAUGGAGAAAACGACGACUUGUAUGAAAUGAAUAUUAUUCCCACUAAAAAUCGAGAAGAGUGCAAAGAGCUUUUCCAAAUCAGCUAUGUCAUAAUAAAAAAUGCAUGCGCUAUUUGGUAUGGCAAGUAUUGCCAUUGAUUUAAUUGCUGAGAAACACUUUGAGUUAUUAAAGAACUUUCUACUAUUCACUGAAAAUCCAUUGAUACUGAUGUAAGUAUACUUCCAUUUGAAGGAAUACUUCUAAUCAUAGUGUAACAUGCUUACAGGCUCACGACAAUGUUUUGCUCGUGUUACUUUAUUUUAUAUACACUAACAGACUGGCUGGGAAUGCCAUUUUUCAGAAACUUUAUAAAUUUUAGGGUUUGAGGGAUGGUCGGGAUAGUCCAAGUAUUAGAACUUUGUUCUUGUCUGACAUUUUGAUUCUUUCAAGCAUAGAGAUAAUAAUAAUAUCUCUGUUUCAAGUAAGAAAUUUUACUUACAACUCACAUACUGCAUCUGAUUUGAAAUUAUCAGUAUCUACAUCAGGAAAUGGGCUUGGAAGAAAAAAAAUUACCUGCAACACAAACUGAAGCGAGGUUUUUAUUUGGUUUUAUUGACGAGUUAAUUAAUCCAUAUAGGUGAAUAUUUAUCAUAGCACGUCCGUAUUUCAUUCUUAAUUAAUCCACUUCCCCAAUGUUUAUGAUGGAUUCAUUGGCAACUUGGUUAACUUAUAACCUCGUUUUAUACUAUCAAAACACAAUUCUACAUUUCUCCUAAGAUGCACACCCCGAAUAAUAGUCCCAAAAUUCAGGUUUUGUACAAUUUCCCAGGGCGUAAGUCUCAUAGACAA